This is a messenger RNA of Xiphophorus hellerii (green swordtail), 2085 nucleotides long. It is a transcript of the gene ccdc15, whose product is annotated as coiled-coil domain containing 15. The record is from RefSeq and is a predicted model, not a curated record. Gene Ontology annotation, cellular component: centrosome. Lineage: Eukaryota; Metazoa; Chordata; Actinopteri; Cyprinodontiformes; Poeciliidae. The transcript is spliced from 10 exons. Bases 218 to 1516 code for a protein of 432 amino acids.
AGCAGUGAGGUAUUUGCUCCGCACUAAAACGAAAUUCAAACCUCUGCCGAGAUAUUUUCCUUUUGUCCUCACAUCAGGUCUUUUAUCGUUUUCAUUAAUUUAAAAGCUUAAUGGCAUUCAUUUUUUGUGUCAAUUUAGCCACCGAAGUAGUUUCUCGUUGAAUUAAUCUUCUGAAUUCAAUCGGAGUCAACAUAAGCAGCAGUGUUUUCGGUUACUGAUGAGUACUGACCGUUUCAAAGUUCCGACAGACCGCAGGUUUAAAUCUUCGGGGAGCAGGAGCAGCCAACAUGGACACUCGAGACCCAGUAAAGUGUUGGCCGAAAGGAACCAGGCGGUGGUGGCGGUUGGAGCCUGGGUGGAAGUCGGACAGGAUUUCCUGGAGCACCCGGCUACCCUUGCUUUGCUAACUGAGGAGCGACAGGCACAAAAGAGAAGGGAGGAUGAAGACAACCUGAAGCGGUUUCAAGAUGAAGUGCGACGACGAGUCGCACAUCAAGCUCACGUGUGCAAGCGACAACAGCAACCUCACUCGCAUCCCCUGGUAAUACCCCACAGAGGACCUCCACAUCAUCAGAUCCUGACCCAGCAGGUGUGCAAGGAAGAGGAGCAUAUCCACUCAGAACCUGCUACACAACAGAGCAGUUCUCCAGAGUUGAGUAAGCCGCUGAGGCAGGUCAGACUCAGACUGGCUGCCUGUCGGCUGACACAAGGGGAGGAAGUGCUGUCAAAUCUUCCAGGAGGCAGAUGGAGCAUCUCUCCAACCAGACAUCAGACUGCUAAUGCUUGUGUGCGGAGAACAGAGGAGGAACAAGAAACAAGAGAUGUUCCUCUCUUUAGUAGUCAACAUGAAUGUCCCCUUGUUCAGCAGAAGGUCAGCGGACACACCCUGUUGAAUCCGAAUAAUUCACUCUUUGAUCACGGUUCUAAUACGAGCCUAGAAGUCCCAAAGUUUCUCUGGCCAAUGACGGAUGAAGAAAAAGUGAAAAAGCAGCGUCAGUCUCAGUUCCUGAAGCACCGCCGCCUGGUCAUGAACACUGAACGGGAGCAGGUGAAGGAGAACCAACUGCUCAGGAAACAUCUGAAGAGGACUGCAAGGAUCAAAGCAGAGAAAGAAAAGCUUCGUCAGGACGAGGAGAUGAAAUUAGAGAGAGCUCGGACGCUUGUGGAGGCCAGGCAGAGGCUGGAGGAGCGAGAACGGCAGGUUCUGGAGCAGCUAGCACUGGAGGAGGAGGAAGAGAAGGAGAGAGCUCUGCAGCUGCUGAGGAGGAAAAGGGAGGAGAAGGAGAAGAACAAUGACAAGUGGAAAGACUCUGCGAGGUUUGUCGAGGCUCUGAGAGCUCAGAUGAAGGAGCGUUUGUCUCAGAUGAAGCUGGAGCUUCCUACUCUCUGCUGCUGUGCCUCCUCUUUUUGGGAUUCCCACCCCGACACUUGCGCCAACAACUGCAUCUUCCACAACAACCCCAGAGCGUAUGCUAAAGCUCUGCAGUUAGCACUGGUGAAUUUGGACUUACAGUAAUGGAAACUGCAUUUUCUGAAGGAACUGGCGUCCUGCUCUCAUUUUUUGUCAGAUAUUUAAUUAGACUUUAAGUGGUUGCAUCAUUAGAAGACAUGCUGUAGUACUUUUCACACAUAUUUUCUUUAGGGUGAAUUUGGCUGCUUGUAUUUUAUGUCACCAAAUUACCUGGCCAAUUUAACAUUCCCAGUGAUUUUAAUAGCACCCUGAUUGGAUUAAUUAUUAUCCCCAUUACUCUUUGUUAAGGUUCUAAUCCAGCUCAAACGCAACUUUCUAACAAUUUAAGCAAUACUUUUCUGGAUUAGGUAUAAUAAAUAUUUUUCUUUGUUUGCAUUUUGUUAACAUUUUUUCUUACUGUAUUUAUUGCAAACUAUGAAUUCUGUGUAUAUGUGAACAUUGCACAUGUAAUUAUUGACAUAAUUUUACAAAGUCAGUAACCAAUCAGGAAAUAAGUAUCUGUUAAACUUGAAUUUCACUCAUUGUUGUCGGGUGGAUUUUGCAAGAAUUGACUUUCUGCUCUGCUGUUUUUUUAAAGAAGUAUUAAAAAAUAAAAUCUCACGUUUCCCUCACUA